AUGCGUGCGUUCGUUCGUUUGUUCUUUCUUUCUUUCUUUCAAACAUGUAGAUGUUUAUUCUGUUCCUCUGUUAUUCUCCUUCGCUUCUUUCUUUCUUUCUUUCUUUCUUUCUUUCUUUCAGGCAUUUGCAUGAUUAUUAUUUCUGUCAUUCUCCCUCACAUUUUGUUUCUUACCAUCUUUCUUUUCGUUUUUUACUCCUUUCUUUUUUCUUUCUUUUAUAUUCUUGCUUUCCCUCUUUCUUUCUUUUAUAUUCCUUCUUUCUUCCAGGCAUUUAUAUGUCUGUACUAUUUCUAUAUCUUUCUUUCUUUCUUUCUUUCUUUCUUUCUUUCUUUCUUUCUUUCUUUCUUUUUCGCUUUCUUUCUUUCAAGCAAGCAUAGACGUUUCUCUAGUUUCUUUGUCAUUCACCCUCUUUGUUUUCUUUCUUUCUUUCUUUCUUUUUUUCAGCCCCCUUACUCUUCCUCUUUUAUUUUCACCCUUUAUCUGCACUUCACCCCCACUGACCUUUUUAUUUACCCUUUUUGCCUUUCACUCACCGUCGGCCAUAUUCUUUUUUUUUUUUUUUUGCUGUUGUUUCAUUCUCUUGAUGCCUUUUCAGAAACUUUUACUCCUACUGACAACAUUACCCUCCAUCCACUUUUAGAGGUUUCCAUCCUCCUUCUUUAA
Messenger RNA from Acanthosepion pharaonis, 663 nucleotides. The record is from the annotation of a GenBank genome assembly. Lineage: Eukaryota; Metazoa; Mollusca; Cephalopoda; Sepiida; Sepiidae.